AUGCUUGUUGGAGCCAAAGAGAGGCCAACCUUCUUUGAGAUUUUUAAGACCCGAUGCGACAAAGACUUAGGACCAAUAAGCCUUACUUGGUUUGAGGAACUUUCUUCAGAAGCACCACCAUAUAAAUCUGAACCUGUUGAAGAGUCUCAGUGUAAAAUCCGUAGUUAUGAACCAAACGUUUUCAAGACACCACAAAGAAAACCCUGUUAUAACCAGUUGGCAUCCACUCCGCUCAUGUUCAAAUAUGAAGGUAUAAGUCUGUGACUGUCCUGGUCGCCUUUAAAAUCUCUAUGAAAGGGCAUUAGUCACAACAAACAUAGCAGUCACCGCUCAAGGAGGACUGCCACGGAUCAAGCUAAAGACGGCACCAGCCCAGCUCUAAAUUCUCACCUGAGUGAAAGUCCUCUUCUACGGUGUACACGUAUAACGCCACAAAGAGGAAAGUCAGUGGUUUGUGGAAGUUUGUUUCAUACACCAAAGCUUAUGAAGGGUCAGACACCAAGACGUAUUUCUGAGAGUCUAGGAGCUGAGGUGGACCCAGACAUGUCUUGGUCAAGUUCUUUAGCCACACCGCCAACACUUAGUUCUACUGUGCUACUGGGUAACACGGGCAAGUAUGGGUGUCCGCUCCGAAAAGCACCUGGCCCCAAGGACCCUUUAUCACAUCCAACUGUGGUUCCUAGAGAAGAAGAGUCACAGAUAACGCCAGUGGAAAUCAACUGUAAGAAUUGUGAAGCUGCUUUUGAAUUAAACAAACAUACUCCCGUGGAAAAGUACCAAGAACUGUGUGACUUUAAUGACGGUUCUGAAGCAGCUGAGCUGUCGCCACUUGAAAAGUCCUUGAAAGUAGCAGUCCCUUCCUGGAAGGUGCAGUUUAACCAAAAUACAAGCAUCGCAAUAAUCCACAAUGACCAAGAAGAAGUUGCUUUCAAUCCAAACUCUGAAGAACUUUUCCCAGAGAGUGAGGAUAGCUUUGUCUCUCACAUGACGAGGAAAAGGAAUGUGUCUCUUUUAGAAGAUAGUCUGGAACACCACAAGACAAGAGUCAGCGGAGUAGGAGCACAUGUUCUUACAAGCCCUAGCACAGCGGUGUGUUUAGACAUGAGUGACAGACAAGCAGGCCAGGCACUAAUGAUAAAAGAUCCCAACACAGCAGACAGAGGCCAUAGUCUCACAGACGAGGCCAGAAAUCAUGGAAAGCACCAUCCCAAAGUGACUGUGAGUCAAGAUUUAAGCCCAGAUGUCUUUGUACAGACAGGCUUGAAGUCACACAGAAAUGAAGAAUCCAUGAAAAGAUAUGCUGGACUCGUGGAUUCAAUUUCAAACUUCAGUUUUGGAGGUGGCUUCAGAACAGCUUCUAACAAGGAGAUAAGACCCUCUGAACAUAACCUUAAGAAAAGCAAAGCGCUCUUCAAAGACAUUGAGGAGCAGUACCCUCAAAGUAUAGCUUGUGCUGGAAUUGUAAAUGCCUUGCCAUCAGAUAAUCAAAAGGAAUUAGACAAAUUGCCUGUAAAUCCCGCGCGGGAUUCACAGGCAGUUUAUACUGUAUCCAGGGAUGAGCAGGGGAGGGCCUUUGUGUCUGACAAUGGAGAGAAUCACCCACCCCCACAGAUUUUCUCUGUAAAGCAAAAUUUGAAUUCAAACCAUAAUCUAACACCCAGCCAAAGGGCAGAAAUUACAGAACUUUCUUCUAUCUUGGAACAAUCAGGGAGUCAGUUUGAAUUUACACAGUUCAGAAAAUCAAGCCACGUGACAGAGAAUCGCACAUUUGAAAGAUGUGAAAACCAAAUGACUAUCUCAAAUCACCUUUCCGAGGAUUGGAAAGAUAGUCUUGACGUCUCAGCUAAGGGCUCUCCUACCAGUCAGGUUGGAAACAGCAAGAAAUCGGACAGGACGGUUGGUGAUAAACAAAAGGCAGUGUGCUUGCUGCAGAAUGACUGUAACAAAAGUGCCUUUAGCUACUUAACACAUAAAAAUGAAGUGGAGUUUACGGGCUUUUGUUCUGCUCUUGGCACAAAAAUUCACGUUUCCAGUGAAGCUCUGCAAAGUGCUCUGAGACUGUUCAGUGACUUUGAGGAUCCUAGUGAGGAUACGUCUGCAAAAGUAGAUCCCAGAAGUUUCUUUCCAAGUAAACAUGCUGUUCCACUGUCUGAAACACACAGUCUCGUCAGUGAUCGGAAUUUGACUGAGAAGCAUGACAAAUGCCAACUUAUAUUACGAAACAGUAUUGACAUGACUAUUAGCAUUUCUGUUGACGAAAAUAUCAGGAAUUGCCAGAAAAACACAGAAGCUGAAGAAAGCAAGUAUACUGUUGCCAGUAGAAAUACUUACAACUCAGGAGAAUCUGAAGGCAAUGAUUUAAGUCAAAAGGACACAGUUGAUUCUCAUAAAGAAAGCAAGAGCUCCCCAGGUAUUCUUGACCAGUGCAACAUGCAUCUGAAAUUAUCUAGCCAGUUUAGAAAGAAGGGAACCAAGGAAAUUAAAGAAGGUUUGUCAGAUUUAACUUGUUUGGAAGUUGUGAAAGCUGAAGAAAGAUUUCAUGUUGAUACUUCAAAUAUAAAACAGUCCACUUCUAAUAAAAUGAGGCAAAAUGUGAGAGAUUUUGACAUGUGUGGUUUACCCUUCCAGACUGCAAGUGGGAAAAAUAUCAGCGUCUCCAAAGAGUCACUCCAUAAAGUUGCAAGUUUAUUUAAUGAGAAGUAUGCAGAAGAAGAAUUGAAUAGCUUUUCAGAAUCUUUGAAUUCCGAUUUGCCUUCUGGCAUAAGUAGGAACAAAACGGACAUUUCAAGUUACGAGGAAAGAAACAUGGUUAAAAACAGAAUAUGGAAAGGAAGUAACCCACCUGGUACUGAAAAUAAAUUACUCACUGCCCACCAACAACCCAAAUGUGAAAUUGAAAAGAUCAGAGCACCUGCCCUAUUGGGUUUUCAUACAGCUAGUGGGAAAAAAGUGAAAAUCACAAAGGCAUCUUUGGACAGAGUGAAGAAUCUGUUUGAUGAGAAAAAGCAAGAUGGUACCAGUGAAGUGUCCAGUUUUCACCCCCACAAGGCAACUGCUCUGAAGGGAAGAGGGGAGUAUGAGUUAGCAUGUGAGACCGUUGCAGUAGCAGCCAUCCCAGAGUCUGAAGACAUGGGGAAUUCUCUGGAUGGCAACGAGAAGCCAGCUUUAGCAUUUUCCACAGGACCAGGUAGGAAUGUGACUGUGAGCCACACAUCACUGUCUGAGGCCAAAAAAAUUGUCAACUCUGGUAUGGAGCCGGUAACGAAGAAAGUCACAGGUAGCGAGAACACUAGGGUUUCCGAAGUGAUUCCAACAGAAAGGAAAGCAAACACACCCCUACAAACAGGAGAUAGUUGUAUUCAGAAACAUCUGACACACAGUCCGCCAUGCAGAAACAAAGAUGGAGAUGUUGAAUUCCCUACAUUUGAUUCAAAUAGUUUUGAGAUAGGACCACCUACAUUCAGUACAGCAGGUGGUAAAGUCAGCUCUGUCUCACAUGAAGUAGAAAACUGCAGUGCAGGCAUUAAACAAAACACUGAGAGUGAAUCAGAUGCUUAUGAAAUGAAAGCCAUGCCCUCGUGCUAUAAAGCAGUCGGGAGUUCAGAAGAUACUGUUUUUCCUAACUCUCUGUGUGGCGAAGGAUGCACUACACAUUCAUGUCAAGUUUUUGACAUUCAAAAUGAGCAGAUUUUACAGCAUGACCGAAGUAUCUCUGAUUUGGAUCAAGUUUCUGAAAUACCCCCUUCUCAGCUUAGUCAUUUGAGAACUUCUGAUACAUGCCAGUUUAACAUGGGGAUACCUCCCAAGUCAACCUCUUCUAUGAACACCUGUGGGAUUUUUAGCACAGCAAGUGGAAAAUCUGUACAGGUGUCAGAUGCUUCCUUACAAAAGGCAAGACAGGUGUUUUCUGAGAUUGAAGAUAGUGCCAAGCAUCGUGUUUCUCAAGUAUCCUUUAAAAGUAACGAAGAACAUUCAAAUAAGGUCACAAGAGAAAAAAAUGCUACCGUACAUACUCAAAACAAAGUGUCAUCCCCUGUAGAAAGCUUUUCAUCUAAAAUGGUAAAUCCAUCUGCCUACUGUGGAUUUAAUACAGCAAGUGGAAAACAGGUUUUCAUUUCUGAAAGUGCCUUAUGUAAAGCUAAGGGAGUGUUAGAGGAGUUUGAUCGAAUUACAGCUGAAUGUUAUCCUCAGUCCCGUGCAUCUAGAGGACAUGCAUCACAAACAUUCCUGCCUUGCGUUGAAAAGAGACUGCCAAGACACCUUGUAAACUCCAAUGUAGAAAACACUCACAGCGAAGAAUUUCAGUUUUCAAGUAACUGUAAUAUUGAAAGUGGUUCUUCGGAACACUGUCCUCCUGCCAAGGUUUCUCCACAUCUGUCUCAGUAUAAGCAAGACAAAUUGCAGUCGAUGGCAGGAACCCAGGUAUCACUUGCUGAGAACAUUCAUUGUUUGGAAAAAGAACAGACUUUGCCUAAACUUGUAAAAAUGGAAAUUGGUGAAACCAAAACUUGCGCUAAUCUCCCUGUAAAAAACGGAGUGGACAUUUGUUCUACUUAUUCCAAAGAUCCAGAAAACUCUUUUGAAACCGAAGCAGUAGAGAUUGCCAAGGCUUUUAUGGAAGAUGAUGAACUGACAGAUGCAGAACUGCCAAGUAUUUGCAGAAAUUCUCAGCUUACCUACCCCAAAACUGAUGAAAUGUUUAAUUCAAGAACUGGGAAAAGAAGAAAUGUGCUGGUCUCCACUGGAGAACCCCCAAUCAAAAGAAAUUUGUUACAUGAAUUUGACAUGAUAGCAGAAAAUCAAAAAAAAUCCUUCCAAGCUGCCUCUAAAAGCACUCCAGAUGGGAUAAUGAAAGAUAGAAGAUUAUUUAUGCAUCAUAUUUCCCUAAAGCCAAUCACCUGUGCACCGUUUUGCACACCUAAAGAACGGCAAGAAAUACAGAACCCAAAUUUUACUGCACCUGGUCGGCAAUUCCUGUCCAAGGCUCGUGUCUUUGAGCAUCUGGCUUUGGAAAACCCUUCAAGCAAUUUAUCCGUGUCAGGACGGCUCCCUCCUAAAGUUCCUGCCCCCGGAGAUGAAAAAAUGAAGGCCGCCAUGGUCUCCGGCAAACGGACCAAAGUCUUUGUUCCACCGUUUAAAAUGAAAUCACAUUUUCAAAGGAACGAACAGUGUGCUACCUGGAAGGUUAAUUUGGAAGAAGACAAACAAACACAGCAAAGUACAAUCGAGCCUGGUGCUGUUGGAAAUACCGUUCAUGUCGGUGGGCUUCGUCCCUCUCACCAAAACCACUCCAGCCAGGCAGCAUGUGCAGAAGAACCUUCAGAUUGCAUUACGGAGCUUCAGAAUGCCCGAGAGGCACAGGACGCCCGGGUGAGAGUGAAGCAGCGGCAGAGGGUGUACCCACAGCCAGGCAGCCUGUAUCUCGCAAAAACAUCUUCGAUGUCGAGAAUCUCCCUGAAAGCAGCCGUCGGGGGUCGAGUCCCCUCUGCAUGCUCCCAUAAGCAGGUGUGUUCCCGCCUACGGGCUCUGUGCGACACCCCCGGUGUGGACCCAAAACUCAUCUCCAGAGACUGGGUCUAUAAUCACUACCGAUGGAUCAUCUGGAAGUUGGCAGCGAUGGAAUUUUCUUUCCCUAAGGAGUUUGCUAGUAGAUGCCUGAGCCCAGAAGUGGCGCUUCUUCAGCUGAAAUACCGGUACGAUGUGGAGGUUGAUGGGAGCAGGAGGUCAGCUCUGAAGAAGAUCACAGAGAGGGAUGAGAGCGCAGCCAGGACACUUGUUCUCUGUGUGUCUGGAAUCAUCACCCCAAGCACAAGUACUCCUGAGCCUGCCGGCAGUCAAGCUAAAACCCUGCACGGCAGAGACGGGGCCCUGCUGGAGCUCACUGAUGGCUGGUAUGCUGUCAGAGCCCAGCUUGACCCGCCGCUCUCAGCGCUCCUGAAGACGGGCCGGCUGACAGUGGGUCAGAAGAUCAUCACACAGGGUGCUGAGCUGGUGGGCACGCAGGAUGCUUGCACGCCCCUCGAAGCCCCAGAAUCUCUCGUGCUAAAGAUUUCUGCUAACAGCACACGACCUGUUCGUUGGUACACCAAACUUGGCUUCUUUCCUGAGCCCAGGCCUUUCCCCCUGCCCUUGUCAUCCCUCUUCAGUGAUGGAGGGAAUGUCGGCUGUGUUGACGUGAUCAUUCAGAGAGCAUACCCUAUACAGUGGGUGGAGAAAACCUCAUCGGGAUUGUACAUAUUUCGUGAUGAAAGAGCAGAAGAGAGAGAAGCAGCCAACUACACAGCUGUCCAGCAGAAGAGACUGGAGGCCUUGCUCACGGACAUCCAGGCGGAACUUGAAGAGCAGGAAGAACACACAACAAAAUGUAUCCCAUUGCGUGCACUAACAAGACAGCAAGUCCACGCUCUGCAGGACGGAGCAGAGCUAUAUGAAGCUGUGAGGGACGCCCCAGACCCAGGCGACCUGGAGGGUUCCUUCAGCAAAGAGCAGCUAAGAGCCUUGAACACUCACAGACAGAUGUUGAGUGAUAAGAAGCAGGCACAGAUCCAGCUGUUACUCAGGAAGGCCGUGGAAUCGGCUGAGCCAGGGGAGAAAAGCUUAUCGAGGACCGUCACAACCGUGUGGAAGCUGCGUGUUGUCAGCUAUGAGGAGAAAGCGACAGACUCAGUCAUCCUGAGUAUCUGGCGUCCAUCCUCAGACCUACUCUCCCUACUAACUGAGGGCACGAGAUACCGGAUCUACAAUCUCACCACCUCAAAAUCAAAAAGCACAUCUGGACGAGCAACUGUACACCUGACAGCGACCAAGAAAACCCAGUAUCAGCCACUGCCGGCUUCAGACGAAAUUCUACUCCAGGUUUUCCAGCCAAGGGAAUCCCUUCGCUUCAGUAGCUUGUGGGAUCCAGACUUCCACCCUCCUGGCUCUGAGGUGGACCUGACAGGAUUGGUCAUUUCUGUUGUGGAAAAAGCAGGUGUGGCCCCUCUGGCCUACUUGUCAGACGAAUGCCAUAAUUUGUUAGCAAUAAAGUUCUGGGUGGAUAUUAACGAAGACAUCAUUAAACCUCCAACGAUAAUUGCUGCAAGCAACCUACAGUGGCGGCCAGAAUCCAAGUCAGGGAUUCCGACGUUAUUUGCUGGCGAGUUUUCCACGUUUUCUGCCAAUGCGAAGGACGCCCGCUUCCAGGAGGCAGCCUGCAGACUGAGAGCCGCCACUGAGAACAUUGACGUAUUUUGCCAGGAAGCGGAAAACAAGCUAAUGCACUUGCUUAAUACAAAUGAUCCCAAGUGGCCCACCCCAAGGAAAGCCCACUCUGCAGAGCACACUAGCCCAGAAGUCCUUGCUGUCAAAAGUACAGUCUCGGUAAGUCGUGUCAAUGGUGAUAUGGACCGUGUGAAUGAAGGUAGCCCUCUGUGCCCAUGUGGGCCAAAAGGGAAGUCACUUCCCAUGCCUGCAUCAGCCCAGAAGCCUCUGAAGUCUUGUGGUAAAGGUGUGGACUUCAGUGAUGACCAAAAGACCAUCAAAAAGAGGAGAGCCCUGGAUUUCUUGAGCAGGCUGCCUGCACCCCCACCUGUUAGUCCAGUAUGCACGUUUGUUUCUCCGGCUGCCCAGAAAGCCUUUCAGCCGCCACGGAGGUGCAGCCCCAAGUGUGAGGCUCCGCUGCAGAGGAAGGAACUGAAUUCCCCUCCGGUGAUGCCGCUGAAGGACGCCAGCGAGACUUCUCUUCUGGACAGCGACUCCAUCGCUGAUGAAGAGCUGGCGCUGAUCAACACCCAGGCCCUUCUGUCUGGCCCAGCUGGAGAAAGCAGGCUUGUUAGCCUCUCACGGGCCCCAAACACACCACCACCAAAGCAGGAGACAGCAGAAAACGGGAUUUUCGGGGAAGCAGUCUUUCCUCCGUACCCCAAUUAUGGCUGCGGAGUCAGUUCUAACUCCGUGAACAAACCAAUCAUUCACAUGAGCAAGGCUGAGAACACCUCCCUAAGCCCCCGGGUGCAGUCCCCUUUCCCCGAGAUGUACAGGCAAGGAGUUCGUGUGCCGAGUCCCCUGACGAACAUCAAGCAGAACUAG
Chrysochloris asiatica (Cape golden mole) is the source of this 8067-nucleotide messenger RNA. It is a transcript of the gene BRCA2, whose product is annotated as breast cancer 2, early onset. The record is from RefSeq and is a predicted model, not a curated record. Lineage: Eukaryota; Metazoa; Chordata; Mammalia; Afrosoricida; Chrysochloridae. The transcript is spliced from 26 exons. Gene Ontology annotation, biological process: regulation of DNA-templated transcription; double-strand break repair via homologous recombination. Gene Ontology annotation, cellular component: nucleus.